AUAGCAUCGAGCAAGCUAUCCUCUUCGAGCGGUGAGCAACGCGCGCGAGCCGAGACAGAGCGCGUAAGUGGCAGGCUAGGGCGACCCCGUCCCGGCGAUCUAGCGUCUCUUUCUGGUGCUCACUCGCCUGUCUCCUCCGCAUUAGCAUGUUUGUGUCCUAGAGGCAAGAAAGGCACGCGAGAGACGAUUGGACGAACCUAAAACACUCUAACCAUUUUCUUUUCUUUUUCAAAUUAUUGCUAUUAUUACUGGAAUACCAAGCGCGAGCCUCUGCAGGGGAGAGAGGCGAGGGGCACCAGAAAGAGAAACGCGAAAUGACUGGGCUGCGGUCGCUCCGGUUUAGCGCUCUUUGCUUGCUCGCAUCGCUCACCGCUCGAAGAGAAUAG
Porites evermanni is the source of this 386-nucleotide messenger RNA. The record is from the annotation of a GenBank genome assembly. NCBI's taxonomy places the organism in Eukaryota, Metazoa, Cnidaria, Anthozoa, Scleractinia, Poritidae.